This is a messenger RNA of Paramecium primaurelia, 1751 nucleotides long. The record is from the annotation of a GenBank genome assembly. NCBI's taxonomy places the organism in Eukaryota, Ciliophora, Oligohymenophorea, Peniculida, Parameciidae.
AUGGACUCGAAAUCUCCAUUAUCUGUAUAUUUCUAUAAUAAUAAUUAGGCAAGUGUCAUUUCAUUUAGAAAUGAUCCAAAUGAUGAUACUAUCUAUUAUAUGAUACAAGUCAAAAAUAAAACAAGUGAUAUAUGGUAAUUAGAAAAAAGGUAUUUGCGAAAUCUAAAAUAGAUUUUCUCAAUUUGAAGACUUAGCCAAAAAAUUAAAAGUUCUCUUUGGUGAAUAAUUGCCUACACUUCCUAAAAAGAAAUAUAUAACAUUUUUAGUUGGUAAAACACCAGAAGACUUAGAAAAAAGAAAGGCAGGUUUAGAUGAAUUCAUACAAGUAAGAAUACUAUAAUAAUAAUAAGAAUUUAGCAAGCAGACCUGAAGUAGUUGCAUCUGAACCACUAAAGUAAUUUUUAGAAAUUGAAAAGAAUGCAAAAGAGAUUAUAGUGAAUCCUCCAAAAUAAAUAUUUGAGUUCAAAGGAUUCUUGCAUGGAAUAAGAGAUUUUACAAUAAGUUCAGAAUAAGGAUUAAUGUUUGUUAUUACAUCAGAUUGUUCAGUUAUGAAUAGAUUAGAUGCUUAUUUAACAAAUAUGAAAGCACCAUGGGAAUCUGAAAAAGGAGAUUAAGCAUUAAUACCUGUUGGAUGUGUUGAAUGUUGGUUAUAAUAAGAGAGUGGAGAAUUUUAAAGAUUAUGGGUUAAAAUGUACAAUUCUUAAGCCAUAACUUGUUAUUGGGAUGCAACAGCUUCUGUAUUACUUGUAGGAUUAGAUAGUGGAUCAAUAAAUUAUUUAUAUGUACCAGAAAAGGAAGGUUUUAAGAAAUUCACUGAGAGUAUGGAAAUUGAAUAACAUACAGACAGAGUUAUGGGAUUGUAUUAUGAUAAUAAAAGGAAAUAUUUACAUUCAAUAUCAAAAGAUAGAAAAUAUAGAGUUUUAAAUCUUAGAAAAGGAGAAUUAGUAGCAGGUAAUUAAUAAUAAAUUAUAAUUUAGAUAUUGAACCUGAUUAAUAUGAAUUGACAUGUCUCUUAGGUAGUGAAGAAAGAAAGAAAACAUUUGUAGGAGAUAGACAUGGAGAAAUAUUUAUUUAUGAUAUUGAGAAAGUAUAUUAUUUAUAUUAAAACAUUUUAGAAACGACCUAAAUUAAUUAUUAAGAUUCCUACUACUUAAUUGUUUAUUAGAGGGUUUUUUAUAGAUAAUUAAAGGAAUUAUCUAUUUUCAAUUAGUCAUGAAAAUGGAGUUAUUUUAAUAGUAGAUAUAUAAUUACCUGGAAGAGAGUAAUAUGCUAAAGAAGUAGCUUAAUUAAAUGGUAAAUCAAAAAGUAGAGAAAUUGGAUGGUCAUCAAAAAGAGGUGAAAUUUAUGUUGGUAAUAUUGAUGGUACUGUUACUAUAUGGGAUGCUCGAAAAUCUCAAUAAUUAUGUAUUAUAUUUUAUUAUUACUUAGAUGUAUUAAAAGCUCAUGAUUCUGAUAUUACAAAAUUAUAAUGGUUAGAUGCUGAUUAAACUCUUUUGACAGCUGCUAAAGAUAAAGUAAUCAAGGUUUGGUCAAUGCCUUAAUAUUGGAGAGAUCCAAAAAUUGUAGAAAAAGAAUUAGAAUAGGAUUAAUUAUAAGCUAAACAAUAAAAUGUUGAAUAGUUUUAUAAAAAAGCAUAAUAACAAAUUGAUCAAAAAUUCUAAGAUGAUGAUGAUGAUGAUAUGGCAGUUUGGCAUAAGGAUUAAUAAAGAUAUUCAGACACUAAGUAUGAAGAUAUUAUUGAAUUAAAAUGA